Messenger RNA from Entrophospora sp. SA101, 357 nucleotides. The record is from the annotation of a GenBank genome assembly. NCBI's taxonomy places the organism in Eukaryota, Fungi, Glomeromycota, Glomeromycetes, Entrophosporales, Entrophosporaceae.
AUGAGUUCUCAAGAUAAUAUCAAUCCAAAUUGGCAAAAAAUUGAAAAUGACGUAAAAACAAAGCUUAUAAAAUUUCUUCAAAGUGAUGAAGAAUCGAUUUCUUUAGAUAUAAAUAGGCCACAAUCUUCUCAAUUGAAUCAGAGAGAUAUUUUGACCAAACUUAAUAUUAUCACUAGUUCCGCAAAUAGAUUGAAAGAAAUCGCUGACUGGGAAAAUGACGAAGCACAAACCCAGUAUCAGCAAUAUGGUCAGGUGAUUGCGGGGUUGAAUAAUCAAGCAACUCAACUUCAAGCCCAAAUUCAGGGAGAUGCACAAAUUAUUAUACAAUUACAGGCUCGGUCAGGAACCACCAGAUGA